CCCAAUUUUCCUCAGAUUUCGCUUUCUCAGCAAGAAAAAAAAAAAUCUGUCAAAUAUCAAAUUCAAUGGCUACUGAAGAAGUAAAUAAUAACCCAAAUCUUACUCAACUUCAACCUUCAGCUCCUUCAACUCUUCCUUCUUAUCCUGAUAUGAUAAUGGCAGCUAUAGAAGCGUUGAAUGAAGAAGAUGGGUCUAAUAAAUCAGCAAUAGCGAAGCAGAUUGAAGGGACUUAUGGUACACUACCACCAGCGCAUGGUACACUCCUUGCACAUCACUUAAACAAAAUGAAGCAAGCUGGGCAGCUAGUUAUGGUGAAGAACAAUUACAUGAAGCCAGACCCAAACGCGCCGCCGCGUCGUGGACGUGGACGUCCGCCGAAGCCGAAAGCUCCGGUUCCGGCUGGGUAUGUACCACCUCCACCUAGACCACGUGGACGACCGCCGAAGGAGCGUGAUCCAAACGCUCCUAUUGUAGUACCUAUGAAGAAGACGACAAGUUCUGGGGGGAGUGGGAAAAAACGUGGAAGGCCACGGAAGUAUCCGAUGGAAACUCCGACGGUGGUGCCUGUGGCGGUGGAGGUGGCGCCCCAGCAAAGUGGUGCUCCGAGAGGAAGAGGAAGGCCGCCGAAGGUGAAAACUCCGGUAGCUGCAACUGUAGGGGCUUAAUUGAAGAAGAACAAAUUAGUUUAGGGACUUGUAUGGCAAAAUGCUAACUGUUGUUUUUUUUUCCAUUUUUUUUCUUUUUGAAUUUAAUGUUUUUGUCCCUGUAGUUUUUUUUAAUUACAUUUGUAGGAAGAGUUGUGUGACUGGUGAGUGAUUUUUAUGUUGUAAUUGGGCCAAUGUAAAUGCAAAUUGAGGCUUUUAUUAAAAAUUCAGAAAUAUUCUGUUUUC
Messenger RNA from Solanum dulcamara, 890 nucleotides. RefSeq names its product HMG-Y-related protein A-like. Gene Ontology annotation, molecular function: nucleosomal DNA binding; double-stranded DNA binding. Gene Ontology annotation, cellular component: nucleolus; nucleus; nucleosome. NCBI's taxonomy places the organism in Eukaryota, Viridiplantae, Streptophyta, Magnoliopsida, Solanales, Solanaceae. Gene Ontology annotation, biological process: chromosome condensation; negative regulation of DNA recombination; nucleosome assembly. The transcript has 2 exons. Bases 66 to 665 code for a protein of 199 amino acids. The record is from RefSeq and is a predicted model, not a curated record.